CCACUAACACGAAUUGCUAAUUAAGAUCAUAUACUUAAAAUUCCUCAUCACACAUUGAAAAACAAAAAACUCAAAUUCGCCGCCAAAAUUUUCCGGUGCCUAAACCGUUACAUCCGUCCAACUGUGCAAAGUAAAAUCUCAUCGCGAAAUCUGGGAUUUCUUCUCUAAGUAGAAUCAAACACUCAAAACUUCAAAGCUAAAACCUUUUUCUCUCUUUUCUUCUCUUUAAUUAUCGCUUAAUUGUUUACUCUUUUGUUCACUAAAUUGAAAUUGAAUAUAUGCCCACCAACUGUUUGUUGAAAUGCCCCAAAGAAUAAAUUUCAUCAACCCUCGUUCAUAUGCUCGUUAUUACGCCCAAUUCAACCCAUCCUUUUCAAUUUCAUCUCUCUCAAAUCUCUUUACUGCGAAAAGCCUAGUUCACAGGAAUGAUAUAGAUGCUCAAAUAGUAAAUUUAUGUGAAAAAGAUAGUUCUUUUACAGCAGCAUCUUCUUUGUUUGACAAUGUCUAUGAUUUAGGGACAAUCCCUUCUUCCCAAACAUGUAAUUUUCUUGUUAAUAAGCUCAGAAUGUCAGGGAAGCAUGAGUUGGCUUUUUGUGUGUAUAAGAAAAUGACCCAUGUUGGUAUUAAGCCUUUGUUUUAUUCAUUGGCUGUUCUAGUUGAGUAUUUUGUUAAUUCACCUAAGCCCUCCUACGCUUUAGGGGUUGUUGGGUUGAUCUGGAAGCAUGGGUAUGAAGUUAAUGUAUACCUAAUGAACCUUGUGUUGAAGGGUUUGUGUCGAAACGGGGAGAUAGAUCAAGCAUUGCAGGUUUUGCAAGGAAUGUCGAAUUCCUCUGUUUUGCCUGAUGUUGUUAGUUACAAUACGGUGAUCAAUGCACUUUGUAAGGCGAAGAAGGUGGUGGAGGCAUUGAAUGUAAUGGAUCAAAUGAAGAGAGCUGGUUGUUGUCCUGAUUUGAGAACAUAUACCACUAUCUUAGACGGCUUAUGUAGAAUUGGUAAGAUAGAAGAUGCGAUGGGAUUGAUGGAAGAGAUGAAGAAGAAAGGUUUUGAUGUGGAUGUUGUUGCUUAUAGUACCCUCAUCAAAGGUUUUUGCUGCGAAGGAGACGUUGAUAAAGUUAAAGAGCUCUUUCAUGAGAUGUUGGAACAUGGAGUGACCCCUGAUGUGAUUACUUAUUCAAGUGUGUUGCAGUUUUUUUCUGCGAAGGGUCAACGGGAAGAAGUUGCGGCAAUGGUGAAAGAUAUGACAGAGAGGGGAGUUUAUCCUGAUGGAAGUACAUAUUCAGGUAUAAUUGACGGUCUAUGCAAGAAUCAAGAGACUACACGAGCUGUUGCCAUGUUGAAGUUGAUGCUGGAGAAGGGUGAAGAACCACCUGUUGCAACAUUCAAUUCUGUGAUUAAUGCUCUCUGUAAAGAUGGGUUGGUUACCGAGUCUUUUGACAUAUUAAAAAUGAUGAUAGAUAAGGAGAAGAAGCCUGACUUAAGGACAUACACUACAUUGCUCAAAGGUCUUCUUGAACUUGGGGAAGUUGAUGACGCGAUAAUGAUUUUCAAUUCAGUGUUUGAACUCGAGGCUUAUGCUCAGCCAGAUAUUAUUGCAUACAAUACAUUGAUCAUAGGGCUUUGCAAGGAAGGUCGCCUUCCUGAGGCUGAAGCAUUUUACCUUAAGAUGGUUGAAGCAGGAAUCUGUGGGAAUGAGGUCACUUAUAGCACACUGAUCGGGGGAUGUUUGAAAGCAGGAAAUGUUAUAGGAUGUCUGGAGUGGUGGAAAAAGAUGCUUAGCAUCGGAAUAGCUCCAGAUUCGUACACUUUUGGCAUCAUGAUCGAUGGUUUCUGCAAGUUGCAAAUGGUUAACAUUGCAAAAGGUCUUUUCUUGAAAAUGAAGGACUUUGGUCUUAGUCCCCAAGUACUGGACUAUAAUAUGUUGUUGACAGCAUUAACUAAAGAAGGUAGUAUGGAUCAGGCAAGGAGUUUAUUCAAAAACAUGAAGGAAAACUGUGUUCCUAAUAUGGUAUCCUUCGUUGUGAUGAUUCAUGCAGCCCUCAAAUGUGGUGAUUUCGUAUUUGGAAAAUCACUACUCAUUGAUAUGCUUCAAAGAGGUUUGACCCCUGAUGCUUCCUUAUUUUCCACAUUGAUCGAGAGUUUCUCAGAAGCUGGACUGAUGGAUGAGGCCAAGCAACUUUUUGAAAGGAUGAUUUCUCGAGGCUUUACUCCGAAUAGUUUUGAUUAUCAAUAUUUGUUAACAGGGUAUUGUUCAAGGGGUGAUAUGAAUGAAGUUAUUAAUCUGCUUCGUCGAAUGGCAGCUGAUAAGGUUGUGCUUAGCUCAGAGAUGAGAUCAACUAUCAUGGCAUGCCUGUAUCAUUGUGCUGAUACUGAUGUGGCGGAUCUUCUGCCGACAUUCUCUCAAGAUGGUCCAGAAGAAGAUGUCGUUCCUUGCAAUGAUAGCGUCCCCUGCAAUGAUAUUCUAGCAAAUCUUCACAACUUUCAUUCAAAAAUUCCAAAGAUUGCUUCUUAAUGCCUUGCAGUAUUGGCUAUUUGCCAGUGGUAGAUAGGUCUUUGCAUCUUGUUUGAAGAUUUCAGUGAAAAAACCAUUAGCUAAACCAAAAGGCAUCAUAUGGGAGAUCUUUAGCUGUAGGAUCAGUCGAGACAUAGGAGUAUUAAUUGUGAAUGCCAAAGAUAUGAAGUAUUAAUGUUUGUUGAACACUUGAAUGUGUGCUCAUGGACAGAUGUUGGCUAGAAGCAUAAACUCAAAUUGCCGAAAUAAAAGAAAACCCCCAAAGCAAUGUAUUUAAUUAA
Messenger RNA from Beta vulgaris subsp. vulgaris (sugar beet), 2790 nucleotides. RefSeq names its product pentatricopeptide repeat-containing protein At4g28010. The record is from RefSeq and is a predicted model, not a curated record. Gene Ontology annotation, cellular component: chloroplast. Bases 302 to 2509 code for a protein of 735 amino acids. NCBI's taxonomy places the organism in Eukaryota, Viridiplantae, Streptophyta, Magnoliopsida, Caryophyllales, Amaranthaceae. The transcript has a single exon. Gene Ontology annotation, molecular function: protein binding.